CAGUAAGACACUAGCAACCACGGCGGGCCGAGCUGCUGCUGAAACUGUUUGUGCGAGUGCUGUGACCGUACUUGUUAAAACGCGUCCUUGCAGCCCACCACCGCGCUACGGCAAGGCAACAGCAGCUAGUACUAUAUAGCCCUCCUCGCCACCUAGCACGCGCGCUGCCGCGGCGGAGCGGCGAGCGCGCAAAACAGACAGCCGCGGCGGAACGGCGGCGACGCGCAAAAAAAAAAAAAAGAUGGCCGCCUCCGUCGCCUCGGUCCUCGGCUUCGCCGAGGAGCCCGUGGCGGAAAGGAACCCCAUCGCCGCGGCGUUCGGCUUCCCGGGCGCCUACUGGUGGGAGGCCGACUAUAACUUACAACAGCCGCACCGCUACGCGUCGUUUGACGCCGGGUCUGUCUCAGGAACGCCGGAGCGACGGCCCGACGCGCGGCGUUAUAGCUCAACAGCACCUGCCUGGUUUUCUGGCACUACUCCUCCCAAAAAAACUUUCACCGUGAAGCCGAAAACGCCUCCACUCACACACCUCGACUUUAGACCAAGGCGCCCUCUAGGCAAAGGCAAGUUCGGCGAGGUGUACCUGACGACGCACCAACCGUCUGGAAGAUUAUACGCCUUGAAAGUCUUACACAAGCGCUUAUUGUACAACUCGAAGCUACGAGAACGGGCGAGGAACGAGAGACGCAUCAACGGCGCGCUGGGGCCGCAUCCCUUCAUCAUCCGGAUGCAAUACGCGUUCGCCACAGAACGAUGUCUUUGUUUAGUGUUGGAUCUGGCGCCGUGCGGCGAGCUCUUCCAGUUAGUAAAAGUGGCCCACCCCUGGAAGAACGGCAAGACCAAGCCGGGCAAGUUCCCGGAACAGGCGGCUCGCUUCUACGUCGCCGAAUGUUUAUUAGCGCUCGAGUUUUUACAUGAGCGACGUGUCUUAUACCGUGAUCUGAAGCCGGAGAACGUCCUCAUACAGCGCGACGGCCACGUCUGCAUUUCUGAUUUCGGUCUAUCAAAACCAGGAGUGAACCAUCCCCUGCGCGGCGCGCGGUCCAUGUGCGGCACGCCCGAGUACCUCGCGCCGGAGAUUCUGAGAGGGUCCCACGAGCACGGGUUGGCUGUCGACUUCUGGUGUUUGGGGGCUUUAUUCUACGAGUUACUCGAUGGCUAUCCGCCUUGGUUCACCAAAGAUAAGAAAAAGUUACUUGAAAGGGUCGCGCGGCGCGACUUGGAGCUGAAACUACCGCGAGGUCUGAAGCCGAAAUUAUCAAAAGAUGGGGAGCUGUGCUUAAGGGCAUUGUUGCAUCGGGACGCGACCGUCCGACUGGGAAGCGAUGGCGACGCCCAGGCCGUCAAGGACCACCCGUGCUUCGGCAUGGUCGAUUUUCAGGGUCUCGCGAUGAGGCACGUCGACCCGCCCUUCCUGCCGACGCGUUUCGUGGCCGAUUUGCGGAGUGACGAAGAAGUUUUAUGGAGUGACGUCAAGGUCGAUGCGGAUCGGAAAUUGCAGAGGAUGGAUAUUAGUGAUGACCGCUUCGACGAGAUCUUCGCGAAGUUCGAGUAUCGGGGGGAGCGCGACGUGCUCCUCGAGGAGGCCUAA
This is a messenger RNA of Pelagomonas calceolata, 1591 nucleotides long. Lineage: Eukaryota; Pelagophyceae; Pelagomonadales; Pelagomonadaceae. The record is from the annotation of a GenBank genome assembly.